GCCAUCCAUAAUUCAUCUCUUCUCUUACGAUUCAUUUAGAGAUUCAUUUUUGUUCCAAAAUCCAUAGAACGGCUGCUCUACUCAUCUGAAUAUGUCAUUCAGUGCGAAGGAGCGCAAGAACCCGCCACCGAGACGCAAAGCGUGCGCAGCGUGUAUCAAAGCCAAAAGAAGAUGCGAUGCCGCCAUGCCAGCAUGUUUCCGAUGCGAACAGCGCGGAAUCACUUGUGACUAUGGGUCAGCACUACGGCGGAGUACCGCCAAAGCAAACGGAGCUCUGAGUCAACCUACGCCUCCUUCUGGACUUGGGUUAGACUGGGAUCCAACCAUUGUAUUGCCAACAGUGGCUAACAACGUGCUUCUGCCUACAUCUUUUGAUUUCCAAUCGCAGGCACCAGAGCUAUCUUUUACGAUGCCGAUAGAAGACCGCGGAGAAGCCCCCAAACUAGCACCUGAGCUGACACUGGCGGCGCCGUCGUCAAGGAAGCUAGAAUUUUCAUCAGAUAUUGCGCGGAACCGGUUGGGAUAUGCGUUGGAGUUGAUUCUUUCGGCGCCAAAGACGAUGGUGUCCGAAAUGCAGACUCCAUGGUGCCAUCCUUUACUCUAUAAAUACGGCAUGCCACGUUCUAUGCAAGAUGCAUUCUCAUCGUGUGCUUUAUACUUAUCCAAGAAUCCGAUAAAUUCACCCAUUAUAUUCUCUUCGAUAGACGGCCGCGUGGCAGACUUGAUUGCCGCCCCUCCGCCUACCACGUUUCUCGACAGUCUUGCACACACGCAGGCUCUCAUCUUGUAUCAGAUUAUCCGCCUCUAUGAUGGCGACAUCAAGGCAAGAAUAUCUGCAGAACUUCUUAUUCCCUUGAUGGAAAGGUCUGCUUUUCAUCUACUUUCCUUUAUCAACUUUGAGGACGACUUGUCCUGUCUUGCAGAUCUACCACUAUACCCGAUUCAACCCGCCCAAGACGUGUGGGAAUCAUGGAUCUUGCAAGAAUCCGCUCGUCGCACAUUUAUUCUUACUUUUUAUUUUGUACGGUCCUACCGCGUCUUGUCAGGCGUUCAAGACUUGCUCUGUGACGGAAAGCUUGGGUUAUGCCACUCUUGGAUUAUGUCGCUACCACUCUGGGGCGCAUCGUCUACCGUUGAGUUUGUAGAGGCAUGGAAGAACGACAUGUAUUUUGUUAUUGAGAAUGGUCAGUUUGGAAAGGCGCUUACCGAGGCCAAAAUUGGACAUGUUGAUACUUUCGGAAGGCUCUGGAUAUCUAGUUUGCUGGGCUUGGAGGAGAUGCAAGGCUGGCUGGUGUCACGGGGCGCACUACAGCCCGUUGUUGUGUAAUAUUUCCAAUAAAACAAUACUUGCAUUUGUACUAGGAGUCUAGGCAAAUAUUUC
This is a messenger RNA of [Torrubiella] hemipterigena, 1381 nucleotides long. NCBI's taxonomy places the organism in Eukaryota, Fungi, Ascomycota, Sordariomycetes, Hypocreales, Clavicipitaceae. The record is from the annotation of a GenBank genome assembly.